AUGGGUGGGGUGACGUCAUCGGUGGCGGCGAAGUUCGCGUUUUUCCCGCCGAGCCCGCCAUCGUACAAGCUGGUGACCGACGAACUCACUGGACUUUUGCUGCUGAGCCCCUUUCCCCACCGUGAAAACGUCGAAAUCCUAAAGCUUCCGACACGCAGAGGUACGGAGAUUGUGGCUAUGUACGUCAGACACCCCAUGGCCACAUCUACGCUGCUCUACUCCCAUGGAAACGCGGCCGAUCUGGGUCAGAUGUACGAGCUCUUCAUCGAAUUGAGCAUCCAUCUCAGGGUUAAUCUCAUGGGGUAUGAUUAUUCCGGGUAUGGACAAUCAACUGGAAAGCCAAGUGAACAUAAUACAUAUGCUGAUAUUGAAGCUGCUUAUAAUUGUCUUGAAGAAAGCUAUGGUGCAAAACAGGAAGACAUUAUCCUGUACGGCCAAUCCGUAGGGAGUGGCCCUACAUUGGAUCUCGCUUCCCGAUUGCCACAGCUGAGGGCAGUCAUCCUUCACAGCCCCAUUCUCUCAGGUCUAAGAGUAAUGUAUCCUGUGAAGAAAACCUACUGGUUCGAUAUUUACAAGAAUAUUGACAAAAUUCCAUAUGUCAAUUGCCCGGUUCUCAUCAUCCAUGGGACCUCGGAUGAAGUUGUGGACUGUUCCCAUGGGAAACAACUGUGGGAGCUAUGCAAAGAGAAAUACGAGCCGCUUUGGAUCAAAGGUGGAAACCACUGUGAUCUGGAACACUACCCUGAGUACAUAAAGCACCUGAAGAAGUUCAUCUCGACGGUGGAGAGAUUCUCGUCAAGAGACAGGAGCCGUUUGAGCAGCAGCGCCUUGGAUGGUUUGGAAAUGCCCAGGAAGAGUGCGGACAGGAGGGAGAAGCCGAGGCAGAGCACGGACAGGAAGGACAAAGAGAAGCCACCCAAGAAGAGCAAGCUGAGAAUAUCGUUUGAGCAUCUGGAUCGGUCGAGGAGAAGCGUAGACUGCCACGACAAGACUCGGAAAGAGCGUUGACCAUCUUCAGAUUGAGAGGGGAAGGAAGAGUGUGGACAGAUUGGAUAGAGUACGCUCCGAGUAAUCCAUAUAUGUUUACGUAUGGACAUGUUCAUGUUUAUAUAUAGAGAGAGGUAGAGGAGUAUGCACUAUAUACUCUUCUUGCAGAAGAAAGACGUUUGAUUUGUGAUUGUGAUGUUUACGCAAAUGGGUUGUAAUUUAUGGUUUGAGUGGUGAUCAGAAGUCUACUUUUACUUAACUCCGCCACCAGUUGGAGAUUUUAUUAA
This is a messenger RNA of Tarenaya hassleriana, 1274 nucleotides long. Its product is annotated as protein ABHD17C. The coding region runs from base 1 to 1008 and encodes 335 amino acids. The record is from RefSeq and is a predicted model, not a curated record. Lineage: Eukaryota; Viridiplantae; Streptophyta; Magnoliopsida; Brassicales; Cleomaceae. The transcript is spliced from 5 exons.